AGGGUUCACCCUCUAUCAGGAAGGACAGGACAGUGCAAGUAGGAACCACAGUCAUCAAAAUCAAAUACUUUAAAAUACAAUUGCCCAGAAAAUUAGGAAUGGUUAUUUAUUGAUACUAAAUUGCCUAACGUCGUCAUUGCAAGAUUAUCUUAAAAUACUUCAGAAGUAUUGUAGCCCAAGAAAAUCAAUCAUUUGACCACAUGCUAGGAUGGAUGAGGUCCCUGAAUCCUGAAAUUGAUGGUGUAACUGGAACUGAAUGGAACCCUUUAUCAACCUCUGAUCCUGAUUCAAACAGCAUCUAUUUUGGCGAUCAAUCUGAAGAUGUUGUGCCAGAUCCUGCCCAUUCAUUUGACGCAAUAUUAUUGGAGCAAGUUUUUGGUGUACCAUGGACUAGUGAUCAGUUCUCGUCAUCAUCAGCUUCCCAAGAUCUUUCUCCAACACUGGAUGGCUUCACACAGAAUGCGGAAAGGUUUCAGGAUUGGAUAGUUGUGAAGAUAAUGAAUGGAUUCAAACCAAUGUCGUCAUUGCCAGAAAUAGUAAUGCAUGGACACAGACCAGAGUCAUUGCCAGUUUACAAGGAGCUGAUUUCAGAAUUUGCAGUUUAUGACAGACGGUUUUCAUCAAUUCCUGGUUUGACACAGCCAAAUACGCUGUUUAUCAGCUCCGCUACAUCUUAUGGUGCCAUAGAUUUCUUUCACAACUCUGGACUGAAAUUUUGUUAAUUAUCAUCUACGACGAACAUGGUGGAUUUUAUGAUCAUGUUCCAACUCCUCUCACCGGGAUUCCAAGCCCAGAUAACAAAGUAGCUCCUGCACCCCAUAAUUUCAGGUUUGAUCGCUUCGGUGUUAGCGGUUCCGGCAAUUCUGAUUUCUCCCUGGAUUGAACGCGGAACUGGUGUGUGAAGCAUUAUAUUUUGGCUAAUGUUUUGGUGUUUAGACAAUAGCUAAUUGGUACCUAAAUUUCUUCUAGGUCAAGUUAUUAACUAGGAUUUUGGAUACAAUUGGCAAAGCAGUGUCACACGGGCCUUCAGGGCCAUAUCCUACAUCAGAAUUUGAACAUUCAUCAAUGCCAGAAACUCUUAAGAAGAUUUUCCAUUGAAAGGAGUUCUUGACGAAUAUUGAUGCACGGGCAGGCACCUUCGAAUGUGUUCUGAAUAGGAAUAGCCCCGGAACUGAUUGUCCAGAAAAUGGAGCAGAAAAAUGCUAAGAAGGGGACAUUCUUGAGAAGAUUUCUCCACACGAGAAAGCUUCUAAAAGCUUUCCACAAUCAGCCCAAAUUGUGCAAACCAACGGAAUUGCUGAUGAAGAAUUGAAUUGAUAUGAUGAAAUCCACUAGCAAUAAGAAAUCAAAGCGGGGACCACGUAGAAAGUUGAGGAAUUGCUUUAGACAUUUGGUUCCUCUUUUGGGAGAUGUAAUUGAUUAGCUAUGGCUGGCAUUUGAUCAGGAGAUUACUUUUCCAAUUGCUCCCUACGUAGCUAGUCCCUUAAGAGACUAGUGCUCCAAUAAAAUAAGAAGGCACUAGAUUAGUGGGCUCAAGGAGAAAAGACUAUGAAAAAGCUAUGAAGACUAAAGGCUUGCCUUAUAUAUAUCGGACGAUGGCAGAAGACAUUAGACUAGUUUUUAGUUUUCUCUC
Molecule: messenger RNA, 1633 nt
Organism: Coffea arabica (coffee)
Lineage: Eukaryota; Viridiplantae; Streptophyta; Magnoliopsida; Gentianales; Rubiaceae
Product: non-specific phospholipase C3-like
Biological process (GO): phospholipid catabolic process
Molecular function (GO): hydrolase activity, acting on ester bonds
Source: RefSeq, a predicted model, not a curated record